AUGGGGAAUGGAGAGAGGAGCAGGAGCAGGAGAGACCAUGGGGAAUGGAGAGAGGAGGAGGAGCAGGAGAGACCAUGGGGAGUGGAGAGAGGAGGAAGAGCAGGAGAGACCAUGGGGAGUGGAGAGAAGAGGAAGAGCAGGAGAGACCAUGGGGAAUGGAGAGAGGAGGAAGAGCAGGAGAGACCAUGGGGAGUGGAGAGAGGAGCAGGAGCAGGAGAGACCAUGGGGAAUGGAGAGAGGAGGAGGAGCAGGAGAGACCAUGGGGAGUGGAGAGAGGAGGAAGAGCAGGAGAGACCAUGGGGAGUGGAGAGAAGAGGAAGAGCAGGAGAGACCAUGGGGAAUGGAGAGAGGAGGAAGAGCAGGAGAGACCAUGGGGAGUGGAGAGAGGAGGAAGAGCAGGAGAGACCAUCGGGAGUGGAGAGAAGAGGAAGAGCAGGAGAGACCAUGGGGAGUGGAGAGAGAGAGGAAGAGCAGGAGAGACCAUGGGGAGUGGAGAGAAGAGGAAGAGCAGGAGAGACCAUGGGGAGUGGAGAGAAGAGGAAGAGCAGGAGAGACCAUGGGGAGUGGAGAGAAGAGGAAGAGCAGGAGAGACCAUGGGGAGGGGAGAGAGGAGGAAGAGCAGGAGAGACCAUGGGGAGUGGAGAGAAGAGGAAGAGCAGGAGAGACCAUGGGGACUGGAGAGAGGAGGAAGAGCAGGAGAGACCAUGGGGAGUGGAGAGAGGAGGAAGAGCAGGAGAGACCAUCGGGAGUGGAGAGAAGAGGAAGAGCAGGAGAGACCAUGGGGAGUGGAGAGAGGAGGAAGAGCAGGAGAGACCAUGGGGAGUGGAGAGAAGAGGAAGAGCAGGAGAGACCAUGGGGAGUGGAGAGAAGAGGAAGAGCAGGAGAGACCAUGGGGAGUGGAGAGAAGAGGAAGAGCAGGAGAGACCAUGGGGAGGGGAGAGAGGAGGAAGAGCAGGAGAGACCAUGGGGAGGGGAGAGAGGAGUAUGAGCAGGGGGCAGGAGGACCCAUGGGGAGUGGAGAGAGGAGGAACCAUGGGGAGUGGAGAGAGGAGGAACCAUGGGGAGAGGAGAGAGGAGAAGGAGGCAGGAGGACGCAUGGGGAAGAGGAGCAGGAGGGACCAGGAACUGGAGAGAGGAGGAGGGGCAGGAGCAGGAGGCACUAGGAGCUGGGAAGAGAAGAAGGAGCAGGAGGGAGCAGGCAAGAAGCUUUCAAAUUUGGGUAAAGCUGAACUGGAGAAAGUGCACGGGGGGGGGGGGGGGGGGGGGGGGGGGGGGGGGGGAGGGGGGGGGGGGGGGGGGGGGGGGGGGGGGGGGGGGUAA
Knipowitschia caucasica is the source of this 1320-nucleotide messenger RNA. NCBI's taxonomy places the organism in Eukaryota, Metazoa, Chordata, Actinopteri, Gobiiformes, Gobiidae. The record is from the annotation of a GenBank genome assembly.